This is a messenger RNA of Electrophorus electricus (electric eel), 802 nucleotides long. RefSeq lists its product as uncharacterized. Gene Ontology annotation, molecular function: chemokine activity. NCBI's taxonomy places the organism in Eukaryota, Metazoa, Chordata, Actinopteri, Gymnotiformes, Gymnotidae. Gene Ontology annotation, cellular component: extracellular region. Gene Ontology annotation, biological process: immune response. The record is from RefSeq and is a predicted model, not a curated record.
UCAUUCUGACACAAGAGAGACCAGCAGAGAAAAUGCACACCAACACAGCAGUGAUGAGAAGCCUGGCCAUCAUCGUAAUCAUUGCUUUUACCGCCUGGACCAUAACGGAUGCACAGAAGAUUAACCCCUGCUGUGUCAAGGUCUCCACAGCAAAGGUGAAGGAGCCCAUCAUAGGAUACACAUUACAAAGGGAGAAUCUACCAUGCAUCAGAGCUGUCGUCUUUCAGACUGAGAGCGGAUUUUUCUGUAUUGAUCCACAACAGCCCUGGGUAAAGGAAAAAGUUAUGCAGCUUAGGCUUGCUCAAAAGAACAAACUGUCACCAUCCUCACCUUCCUCACCAUCCUCAUCCUCCCCAAGCCGUCCUGUGUCACCACGUCUGAUCACCUCAACUGUUAGAGAUGCACAGAAGAUUAACCCCUGCUGUGUCAAGGUCUCCACAGCAAAGGUGAAGGAGCCCAUCAUAGGAUACACAUUACAAAGGGAGAAUCUACCAUGCAUCAGAGCUGUCGUCUUUCAGACUGAGAGCGGAUUUUUCUGUAUUGAUCCACAACAGCCCUGGGUAAAGGAAAAAGUUAUGCAGCUUAGGCUUGCUCAAAAGAACAAACUGUCACCAUCCUCACCUUCCUCACCAUCCUCAUCCUCCCCAAGCCGUCCUGUGUCACCACGUCUGAUCACCUCAACUGUUAGAGGUUAAAUUCUCAAACAAAAGGUCGUCAGCCAGCGACAACCAAUAACUGCUCUCCACAUAAAUUUUUGUGAAUAAUAAAAGUAAAAAAAAAAUAAAUGCAGUGAUUUAAAAUG